AUGGCUCACGACCCGCGUCGUCCUCAUCGUCAGGACACUUUCGACCUUCGCGACCAAAUCAUGACCGACGCAUCCAACGCGUAUCAGCACCAUCCUCAAGGCGGGGGUCAUCAACAACACGGAGGGCAAUACGAAGACGAGGACCAUAGUAUACUCGAAGAUGAUUCGGAAAACGAAGACGGCGACGAGCAGGACGAAUUCAUGGACGAAGAUGACUCGUCGUCGCUCUCGAUACCAAACGAAUCCAUCGAUUUUGAUCUCGUUUAUUCACUCCAUACAUUUGUCGCCACCGUCGAAGGCCAGGCCAACGUAGUCAAGGGAGACAGCCUGUUCUUGAUGGACGACAGUAAUAGCUAUUGGUGGCUCGUGAGGGUUCUGAAGACGCAAGAAGUAGGGUAUAUCCCAGCAGAGAAUAUUGAGACGCCGUUUGAACGGUUGGCAAGGCUGAACAAGCACCGAAACGUCGAUCUCGCAGCAGCAUCACCUGAAGAACGCACGCAUGAUCCCGUGGCCGUUCGUGCGCAAAUUGCCGUCAUUGCUCAAAGACAGGGCCCAUCUCACCCAGCACACCCAUCGAACCCUGUCUGGAAUGAAGAGGAGCAGGAAGGGUGGGAGGAAGACAAUUACGAGAGCUACGAUACGGGCCUCGAACAUCCCCUCAACGACGAGGAGGAAUGGGACGAAGACAAUGAUGAUGAUCAGUGGGAUGAUCUGGGGAAUAAUGAAAAUGGACCGUCCUUCGCACAUCAGCAGGAAACGCCUCCCCAAGGCACUCCCCCUCUGGCGUUGCAACAACAGAGAUCGCAGCCACAGCAAGGCCAACAAAUGCGUGGUCAACAAAACCCACAAUAUAUGCAGGACCCGCAGCAACAGCAACAGCAACAGCGCGGCAUGCAACAAGGGCAGCAAGCAGCACAGGGCGAGCAUACCGUGCAGCACCAGGGAUCUACCAACUCUCUUCGUCAAGAAACUUCAAAUUCGUCCCUUCGCCAACAAGGAUCGAGGGAACCGCUCUCCCCAGAAGCUAGAUCUAACCCAUCCUCUGGCUCAGUUUCUCCCGGUGCCGCUGGUGGAAGUCCCAAUGGUACCCCUGGUGGUAGCAAGGUAUUCGACCCAGAAGCACUGGACAGCAACGAGACCAGGAAAAUCAGUGUUACUCCUUCGGUCGCGCGUGAUCAGCAGUACAGCAGAGGGAACCAAGCACCAGCUUCGAGUGGUACCUCUGGACCAUUGCUCCCAAGUGCCAUUCUCGCUGCUCAGGACGAUGAACGCAAGCGUAUACGAGAGGAGCUCGAAGAGGACGCUCGUAAGCGAAAGCUUCGCGACAACCAGGAACGUAGCCCAAGCCAACAAUCCAAUCGAACAGACGGAGGCAAGGGCAGCGGCAAGCUCACCAAGGCUCCUGGAGGAAAAGAAGCACAGUCGAACAAGGAGAAGGAGAAGAAUGAACGAGAACGCGAAAAGGAGGAUGAGAGUGGCAGGAAGAGAGGCGUUUUCGGGGGCUUGUUCAAACGCAAGGACAAGUCAGAGAAGACGUCCACCACAGCUCGUCGUGAAGAAGAAUAUGCUCGUGGCGGAUCUAUCAGCACGAGUGACGAGGGUGCGAAUGGCAGUAUCAGGAGCGGACAGUCUAACGAACGACCCGGUCAAAGCCAGGAGCAAGGCCAUGGGCUCCGAGUGCAGCAACAGGAUAUGAAGCAGCAAGCGGCGUACCAGCAAUGGAUGAAAUCCACCGCAAACGAGCCAGGCCCACAACCGUCCUAUGGUCUCCAGUCGGCUAGUGCAUACCUACCCAACAAUUCAUCCUCCGGAAACUUGCGACCUGGUGCGAUGAAGCCUGGUACCAACACCAGUCCAAGUGGGGUCACACAGUUUGGCGAACGUACUUUGGCCACGUCGCCCAAGUCCGGAAGCGACAUGCUCAUGGGAAGUCCCGGAUCUUCCAGCGGACAUCAGCGACCUGGUUCCCUUAUCCUCACUGCCGCAGGACUCGGCUUCCAAGGAGGAGCCAAUGUUCCGGAGCUCAGUGUCAUGCGAGUCUUUGCGGGAGCAAACCUCUCCACCGAGGCGACUUUCAAGACCGUUCUCCUGAACUCGUCUACGACAGCCGGCGAUCUCGUCAAACAGGCCAUGCAACGCUUCCGUGUCGCGGCGGGAGAGGACGCUGCGGAUUACUAUCUGACUGUCAAAACGCAGUUCGAAGGGUCCUUCACCACUCUACAAAACAAUGAGAAGCCACUGCAGGUCUUUGAAGAGAUGGUCGAUGCAAAUGCCCGUGACGAAAUUCUGCCCACCAUCAAGAGGAGCUCUAUUGCCAGUAUCUCCAGUCUGAGCUCUAAUUUAUCAAUGCAUCCGGCCAUCCGACGACUUCCCAUGAACGACUUCACCGACGACAGCGCCGUCAAGUUUUAUCUCAACCGCUUUGAUACCGACAAGGAUCAUUCGGCGCAUCACGGAAGACUCCAUGAGGAGAACCGUCUCGCCAAUGCAAGGAUUGAGAGCCACAUGUCUAUGGGUAGCACCACGGACGAGGAUCCUUUCAGUGACGGCGUCUCAAUCGCAGCGUCGACGAGUUCCAACAAUGUUGCCCAUGAGCGCCUCACUGCACCAACUGCUCGCUUUGCCAUGCAAGUGCUCAUCUAUCCAGACGAUCUUCCUGAAGGAAUGGUCUUCGACCCGCACACGGAGCGAUCGUUCCAAAGGCGACGCUCAAGGACCGCACCCCUCUCAGCUCGACGGCGAGUCCAGAACACUACUGUCGCCGAAGUGAUCGAGGUCAGUUUGGAACGGUUUGGCAUUAGCGAGGGCGUUGUGGAUGGAGGCGACGAGGUGGAGGAUAAAAACGUCAAGCGUCGCAGUGCAAACCGGGUUCGUUAUGGCCUUAGCUGUCUUAGUGACGGCCAAGAAAAGGAGCUCCUACCCUCUAGCAAAGUUGUUGAUGCUUUCGGUCGACCACCGUCCUUCCGAAUGGCCGACCAGCGGCGCUCUUUGGACGGAAAACGUCGAUCUGCAGAUGCAACCAUGCUCCUUGGAACUGCAGAGGAUGUGCGCGCAGGCGAUCCAGAAUUCAUCCUCCGUCGCGCGGUCGCGUACAAGAUGAAUAAUACCCCACGAUCUCGCCUCUCGGCACCCCUCGACGAAUUGGCACUCUCCCGCAUGCAUGCUCAACGAGAGUCGAUCACGGCAUCCGAAGCAAGUACGAGAGACGACGAUACCAACUCCAAUGGUGCAACACCUCGUCCGGGCGCCAAUCCACCAACCGCUGUCCGGCUUCCGCCUGCUCAACUAUCUCGCCAGGAGAUCAUCGCGGCUCAGCGCGAGAGAACUCGAGCAAGUCAAAAGGCUAUUCUCUCAGCGCAAGCAAACUCGGAGCAAGGCGUAGAUAUCCACUUACCUGACAAGGCGAGGAUACGCAGCUCGUUCAUUGGCUCCGACGAGAUGUACCGGUACUCAUAUGUGGACCCAGAGGGGGCAACUUAUGACAUUUCCGAGAUUGUGGAAGAGGAGCUACGCGGCCAUCCCUCACCAUCUCAUCGUGAUGGCUCCUCAUCCGGUCAUGGAGGACGAAAGGACCUUUUGCAGGGUGCUCUUGGCCGUGAUGGGGUCGGCGAAAUUGGACAGCAUGCGAUUGGCGAAAAGAUCGACAGGGUUCUCCACAAGAUCAAGGAUAAUCCCAAAGUCAGCACUCCAGACGGCAGGCGCAUCUCCGCUGUGUAUACGGAUAACCAAGUCGUGACUCCUCCGUCGCGACCCGAAAGAGCCGCCGAGAGAGCACCAUCACGAAGCAAUACGCCAAGUGGUGGUCCAGGUGCGAAGAUUGUCGCAUCUAGGGCGGUAGGACAGGAGCACAAGGCGAAGCAGGCAUCUGUGCAGUCUUUAGAGUCGGAAGCAAGUGCAUAUGAGUCCACCGCCAGCACUCCCAACAAGCCUGAUACUGCCUUCGCAACGUCGCAGAAACCUCGUGGCUCGCCCAAUCGAAGUGUCCUUGAUGAGGGCACCGAGGAAGACGUUUACCUCCCGCCAGAGUCCAACCGCAAGCGACCUCUCCUCGUUCUCAAGGAUCACGACCUCGGAUUAUCCAGAAUGCUCGCGGUCAUCGAGAUGAAUGCUUCGAUGAGACCGCCGGCGCCGUGGCAGAAGCAAGAUCGCACACCGAGUCGGCACAGGCUGCGCCGACAGCAGAGCAUGCUUUCAAGCGACAAUGUUGUCGAUGAAGUUCUCUUUGGCCCGACAGUCGAUAUGGAGGAGUUGCAUCCUCGAGUAAGGGAGAUUUAUGAGCCAAUGGCCAAGCGUUUGGACGCACUCGACAAGGAGAUUGAUAAUCUUUUGCUCGGUGCUCUGAAGCUCUCGCAGCGAGGCUGA
This is a messenger RNA of Serendipita indica DSM 11827, 4362 nucleotides long. The record is from the annotation of a GenBank genome assembly. NCBI's taxonomy places the organism in Eukaryota, Fungi, Basidiomycota, Agaricomycetes, Sebacinales, Serendipitaceae.